CUUUCUUUAAAAUCUCCGUUUUCGGGAAAUGUUUUCAAAUUUAAAUUUGGCAAGAAGCUAUAGAGAAAAGUAGACACUUUCUACGUGUACUGUAGAGGGACGUGUACAGAAAGAUUGUUGAUUUCUUGGCUGAUAAUUUUCAUUUCUUCGAGGACGAACUUUACACGAUUUGUUUAAUUUUUAACCAUGCGUCAAAACAUCAAAUAGCAAAUAAUGAUGAAGACAGCAUAUUUAAACAUAUUUUCAAUUUUUUUACUGUAUAUAAUAUUGACAGGACAUAGUUGCUAUGGAGACAAUAAAGCAAUCGAUGACUUUUUAAAACAAUACAAUACCGAAGCUGAUCAACUUCAGCGAGAGGAUACUUUAGCAUCUUGGGAUUACGAAACAGACAUGUCGAAAGGUAAUAAAGAUAAAACAACUGAAAUGAGCGGAAAGACUUCAAAGUUUGCGUUAGAUUCUCGUAAAAAAGCCGAAGAGCUACUCAAAGACAUCGGCGAUGAUACUCCGGCUGCAUCAAUACGACAGUUGAAGUUAAUUACUAGAACGGCGUCGAGUAGUUCUUCCGACGAAUCUAAAGAAGUGUCGGAAUUAAUUUCUAAAAUGACAGCGAUAUAUAGCAAGACGUCGAUCGUAAAAACAAUAGAUGAUAAAAAAUACAAGUUCAAGUUAAACUCGCAUUUGCUACCUAUCAUGUCUGAAGUAAGUUCAGAAAAUCUUGGAAAUCUAAGAUGGGCGUGGAGAGUAUGGAGGAAAGCGGUAGGUCCAAAAAUUAAACCGCUGUACGAAAAGUUUGUAACACUUGUAAAUAAAGGCGCAAAAGAAAAUGGUUUUGACGAUUACGGUGAUUACUGGCGGAAAGAGUAUGAAGUCGAUAAUUUGGAAUCGAUUAUUGAGGAAACGUUAAAAGAAAUGCACGAACUUUAUAAAAAACUUCACGCUUUCGUCAGAUUUAAAUUAAAUAACUUACUUGGCGAUGAUGUGGUCAGCAAAACAGGGCCGAUGCCAGCUCAUCUAUUAAGCAUGUGGGGACAAAAUUGGGGACAUUUGUAUAACUUAUUAAAUCCGUUCCCGAAAAAACAUAUUCCUGAUGUGACGAAAGAAAUGAAAAAUAAAGGCUGGACAACUAAGAAGCUUCUGCAACAAGCUGAAUCCUUUUUUGUUUCUCUCGGGUUGGACAAAAUGCCGAAAAGCUUUUAUGAGAACUCGUUAUUAAAGAAAGAAAAUGGAAGGAAAUCUGUCUGUCAUCCGUCAUCGUGGGACUUAGGACAAGGUGACGUAAGAUUAAAGAUGCCAUGCAUGGGUGUGUCUCAAGCUGAUAUGAUCACAGUUCAUCAUGAAAUGGGACAUAUCGAAUACUACCUCAUGUAUCAAAAUCAACCGGUGGAGUUUCGUACUGGUGCCAACCCAGGGUUUCAUGAAGCCGUGGGUGACACAAUAGCGUUAUCUGUGAUGAUACCUGAGCAUUUGGAAUCAAUAGAUUUGUUGGAUAAAUCAGUUGGUGACGAUGAGGAAGGAAUAAACUUUUUACUCAAGCAAGCUUUACAGAAGGUUGCCUUUCUGCCAUUUGCUUACAUCGUUGACAAAUUUCGUUGGUCUGUUUUCAACGGAAUUGUGCACCCAACCGAUUUCAACACUUACUGGUGGGAACUGAAAGUUAAAUUUCAAGGUAUGAAAGAACCAAUGAACAGAACUGAUGAUGAUCUCUUCGAUGCUGGAACUUUCUUCCACGUGGCACAUAAUACAGAAUACUUGAGAUAUUUCAUAAGUCACGUGUUGCAGUUUCAAUUCCACGAAGCUUUAUGCGAUGAAGCAGAUCAUAAAGGACCGUAUCAUAAAUGUUCUAUACAUAACUCGAAAAAAGCUGGACGAAAAUUAAGAAAUAUGUUAGAACUUGGUAAAGAAUUACCUUGGCCAGAUGCAUUAGAUGUGUUGGCAGGCACGAAGAAAAUGUCGUCAAAACCUAUCCUCGAUUACUUCAAACCACUUGAAAACUGGCUGGAUAAACAUAGAGAAGAAAAUAACUACCCGAUAGGUUGGGACGAGCAGCCAUUUUGAAAAGUAAAGAAGCCAUUUUGAAAAGUAGACGAGUUUUUCGCGCCAUUUUUAUUUGUAAUUUCUUCAGCUUCUUUUUCUUACUCCGAGAUUACCAAUUCUAUACAACUUGAUGACAUUUUAAUAUCCU
Messenger RNA from Hydractinia symbiolongicarpus, 2182 nucleotides. Its product is annotated as angiotensin-converting enzyme-like. The coding region runs from base 214 to 2055 and encodes 613 amino acids. NCBI's taxonomy places the organism in Eukaryota, Metazoa, Cnidaria, Hydrozoa, Anthoathecata, Hydractiniidae. The record is from RefSeq and is a predicted model, not a curated record. Gene Ontology annotation, molecular function: peptidyl-dipeptidase activity; metallopeptidase activity. Gene Ontology annotation, cellular component: membrane. Gene Ontology annotation, biological process: proteolysis. The transcript has 7 exons.